GAUGACAACAACAAUCGUCGCUCUUCAAAAUGCCAUAUCACAUCGGGUCUCCGGGGGCUUUGAGAGAUAAACCUAAAAUAUAGCGAGAACGACGACAUAACCCCUUGCGUAGUACAGCAUGAUAUCGUCACGCAUGCGUUUCCCCAGCGAAAGCGAUCAGGGCUCAAGCGAUUGAUCUUACGGCUACCCCCCGGUUUCUUCAAUUCUCCCAGAAGAUCCUGUCCCAAGAUGGCGGAGCCGCCUUAUACUACCUUCACCAAAUGGCAAAAGCUGUCGCUCGUCGUCGUUGCAUCUCUCUCAGCCUCCUUCAGUGGCUUUGCAUCUAAUAUAUAUUUCCCUGCUAUUCCAGUCAUGGCUACCUCCCUUGGCACCUCUAUUGAAAACAUUAAUUUGACGGUGACGACGUAUAUGAUCUUCCAAGCUAUCACUCCGACAUUUUGGGGUGCCAUUUCUGACGCUUAUGGCAGACGACUGGUCCUCAUAUCCACACUUACGGUAUUCUUCUCUGCUUGCAUUGGCCUUGCGUUAGUCAAGCACUAUUACCAGCUUGUCAUCCUGCGGUGUUUGCAAAGUACCGGAAGCGCAAGUACCAUUGCAAUCGGCUCAGGCAUCAUUGGAGAUGUGGCAGACAGGAAAGAGCGGGGAAGCUAUAUGGGCUUCUUUCAAACAGGUCUUCUACUUCCAUUAGCUAUUGGACCUGUUUUAGGCGGUAUUUUUGCUCAAACAUUAGGCUGGUGGGCCAUCUUUUGGUUUUUUGUCAUUUACGCAGGGAUAUUCCUUCUAAUUCUGGCACUAUUUCUGCCGGAAACUUUGAGGCGUAUAGUAGGCAACGGUGCUAUCUACCCUCCUGCUCGAUCACGAACGCCUUUGGAGCAUUUCCUAGCUUCGAGGGACAAAACCCUACCCCCUAUAACUUCAGCAACACCCAUACGACCGGACUGGAUAGCCCCUUUGCGCAUUCUCUUUGUACCUGACGUUUUUUUAACGCUUUCCUUUCUCUCUCUACAUUACGCAACAUGGCAGAUGGCGAUUACAGCCCAAUCUUCUCUGUUCAAGAGCAUUUACAACCUGAACGAAAUUGAGAUUGGUCUUACUUUUAUCGCCAACGGCUUUGGCUGUAUGCUCGGUACUCUUUCAAUUGGUCGGUUCCUCGACUAUGACUACCAGCAUUUCAAGAAAAAGUUUUCCGGACCUACAUCAGACUUCCCCAUUGAGCAAGCCCGGCUUCGUACUGUCUGGUUCUGGUCUCCGUUCCAGUGCGCCGCAGUCCUAUGGUUUGGCUGGACGUUGGAUCAAAAGGUACACAUGGCGUCCCCUAUUGUCGCAUCUUUUGUCCUAGCAUGGGCAGCGAUGUCCAUCCAAGCCGUUAUUAGUACCUUUAUCGUCGACAUAUUCCCCAAAUCAAGCGCAUCUGCUACAGCCGCUCUCAACCUCGCCAGAUGUCUGAUGGGUGCCGGUGCAACAGCUUCGGUAGAACCGUCGAUCAAUACUUUGGGUGUUGGUUUCACAUUUACACUAUGGGCAUGUCUAAUGGCAUUGUCGUUGGCGUUUGUUGGAGUACAAAUGCGCUUUGGCCCAGCAUGGCGGAAGAGAAGAGAAAAAAGACUUGAAGAAGGGGAGAAGGGCUAGGUAUCCCGGCCGUCAUUACAUAGAAUCAACGGUCAGAACGACCAACAACGAUGCGCUUGAUCGCAAGCUGUAUACCAUCUCAGCAGCUCAAUCGGGCACGACCGCGAGCGAAGUGAAGCUGGCAUGAUUUAACUGAUCGUAUCAUAGGGUCCUCAUGAUGCCCAAGGAGGACAUUGCAGCUGUCAGAGGUUGUCGCUCAGGGAUUAGAAGGAGGGGAUGUUUGAAGAUUUCCAGGACAUACCGCGCCUAUAUAUCAAUAUUGACUUUCAUACGUUUAUACUUCAACACCUGAAGACAACCAAGAGAUAAUAUGACCAAAGUAUUCUUGGUCCAACUUAAGCUGCGCAAGCGGGGACGAUAGAAGAAGAUCGCCCUAAAUACCUUCUCCACAACUCCUGAGUAACCCUUUUCCUUUCACCAGCGGCGCCUUGCUCUCCGCUCAUCAAGCUCUUGUUUUCAAAUGCCCUCCUACCGAGGAAAGGCAUGACUUCCUCGAGCUUGCCAUAGGCGAUGUACUUGAAAGCGACGGGCUGACCGUCGUUAACGAAUCUAGCAGCGUUGCGAUCUGUAAGGUCGUCCUUCAUGCCGUACAGCUGCGCUAUCCUGACUCUACCUCUCACGUCCUUCUUCAAUCUCAUCAACCCACUGGAUCCCUUUUCAGCCAAGCCGUUUUUAAGCAGAUUCUCACAGAUGAUAUCACAAGAUUCGGGGUUGUGAGUACCGAAAAUGACGCUUAGCGCUCGUUCGGGGUGAAAAGAUUUGAGUUGAUCAGAGAGGGUGGUGAGGAUGGUGGAGAUGGAACCGUCGUAAGAGACAUCGGUGACAGGCUUGUUGGGCCAGAUGGGGUCCGCACCCAGGCGAUCUUCAUCAAGCCAUUUCUUGCGUUCUUGGAGGUGAUAGGCACCACGGACGAGUUUGAGACCGAGAGCGUAAACCGUUGGCCUCUGCAUGUUGGAUUGCGUGCAUGAGGUGGGUUGGUUGACGACGUAGGUAUGACUGGUAGGUCCCGCUAAAACAGCGAGGUCAAUUUAGCUUUCGAAAAUGACCAAGGAUGGGAAAUUCACUAGAUAAGAGGGCCAUUCCACUUCUCACUCUUUGACUUUGGAGGCUUAUUGAAUACUUCAGACAAGAGGAGAGUGUAGCCAUCCAAGGCUGGCUGGUACCAUGUGUGCUCGGCAUCAAUGAUGAGCACAACGCUUCAAGAGGUCAGAUAUUACCCAAAAAGUGGAAACCUGGAAGUACCUACUCGUUCUCUUUAGCUUUUUCCCCAAUCUUCCUUAAAUUGUACCAAAGGUCGCUAAGUACUUCUAGAUCAUCUUCUUUCAACCCUGGAUCAGUCUCCAAUACUCCGAUAUCAUCCCAUUUAUCCUUCAAAGCGAACAGUUCUCUUGGAUCGCCGAAAUUGAGGUCUUGUGUACGAGCAAGGACUUGACAGUCGAGAGAUUCGGGGGUACAUGGGUAAGGUACAAAAAGAGGGGUGUUUGGGGCGUUAGUGGAGCUGGAUUCGGCCAGGGAUCGUAGACGAAGCAAAGUGUAAGAGGCCCGCUCAAGGACAUUGGGGUCAACGAUACCGGUCUGAAAGAGCAUUAUCCGUCCACUCUUGUUCAUCGAAAGAAACAUCUUGAAAACUCACAACCUUGAGAGCGAAGCCGGUGGCACCUCUUUGUUCGACAGGCAGACUUCUUUCAUAUUCUCCACUCUUUUCCAAUGCCAUCAUGACUUGCUCUAGCCUGUGCUUCCUUUCUCUCUGGCGCCUUGCCUCCUUUCCAUAAGUAUUAUCGUCUUGUAACCGAGAUUCAUCAACUUCAGCAGAGUAGUUUAACAUUGCCCCUAUCCCCCUAGUGCGCAGGGCUUUCAAAGACGAAAUGCAGUCUUCCACAGUCUCACCUGGAACAAAUUGCUCGAAGAAAGUGUUCCGGACGAACCAUUCUGUGGGCAGGCGCAAAGGAGAAUUAAUAAGGAUGGAUAAUAUCUUUGGAGAGUAGUCGACGACGCCUGGGAAGGAAAUGAGCGAGUAAACUAGCCAUGUUCGAAGAAGCUGGGCUGUAGAUGCGAUUUGAAGGGAAGAGGAGCCAGCACCAGGAAAUGGUUCGGUCUCAGCUGAGAGCGUGGGAACAAGAAGAAAACCGGCCGGGAGAAAUGCGAGAGGGUAGAGAUAACGACGACGGAAGCGGCGGGAGCUAAAACCAGAGCUAGGGCCCGAUUCAGAGCCAGAAUCAGAAGAAAUGGAGGAAGAAGUGGUGGUGGAAUAUACACAACAACUAUCAUAACCAGUCCCAAGUGAAGGUAUCCAAGCUGGUCUGAACUGUCUUCUAAAACGGACAGGUUGUGUGGAUGGGAUCACGAAGCGGGAAGCACGCAUGUUGAGGGAGGCUUGGUUGACGAUGAUCUGACAGAUCAUGAUUCACAUUUCUUCACUAUAUUUAUAUAUGCCAAGCACGCAGCUGUGCGUAAUUCACACAGAUAAUAAGGCAAACUCUAAUCCAAGGCGGCCUCUGCCAAAAUUGACUAGUGGACGAAUCCGCUUUAUCACCGUGGUCAGUUCACGGCAUUGAAAGCUCCCUCGGACGGAGUUCGAAGAGGGAAGGCUGCCUCUUCUAGCUUCCCAGGAUCCAGGCACAUGCCGCCCGCUGCUAUCUCGUGAUGGCAGUAUCUUAUCGCGGUAUUAGAAGAAAAAGCCGAGUGUGGCGGUUUUAAUUUUCGGAACAGCCGACGUGUAUCGUGCAGGGUGCGCAGUAAUUGUUCCGUCACUAACGAAGGAAUUGUCACGAACGACCGAUCGAUCAUUUAUAUCUUGACAUGAUUUUCGUCAGUCCUAAGCGCCAUCUGAGGACUGAUUCCGGAGUCGCAAGAACCAUGUGGCAAGGUACAGGAUAUGUGCUGUCAACAUGAUAUGUGGGCAGUAGUGUAUGUAAGACUUACUCGUUAAUAACUGAAUAAAGAGAAGAAGAGAGAGCCGUGUUGCAAGCACUACGUAAAAAGAUUCAUUUAUGUCUCUGUACGAUGACACUAUCGGAAGAUCAGCUGUAUCCCAUUCUCUUACCAACUGUGGCUACUGUUAUCAAGGAGAUGUUUGACUCGCCUUUUCAAAACCAAAUGUGCGACUGCGUGAACCUUAGGAAUGCCCCAUUACUAUAGAUAAUAUACACCAAAACCCAUCAUAUACCAAGUCCAUUCCCCAAGGUGUCGCUCCAUUCAAACAAAAAAUUACUGGUACGAUAUAAUACCAGCAUCAUGAUGCCGCAACUUCUGUAAUAGCUGUAAUUAUGCAUUG
This is a messenger RNA of Cryptococcus deneoformans JEC21, 4903 nucleotides long. RefSeq lists its product as hypothetical. Gene Ontology annotation, molecular function: transmembrane transporter activity. Lineage: Eukaryota; Fungi; Basidiomycota; Tremellomycetes; Tremellales; Cryptococcaceae. The transcript has 4 exons. The record is from RefSeq and is a predicted model, not a curated record. The coding region runs from base 229 to 1629 and encodes 466 amino acids. Gene Ontology annotation, biological process: transmembrane transport.